Molecule: messenger RNA, 1668 nt
Organism: Paramecium sonneborni
Lineage: Eukaryota; Ciliophora; Oligohymenophorea; Peniculida; Parameciidae
Source: the annotation of a GenBank genome assembly
AAAUGAGUCAUCAUCAUAAGGCACAUGAUAUUGCAAAAGUAGCAGCAGCUAAGUUGAAUGCAGCUGCUGCUUCUAGAAAUUAUAAUGUCACUCCUAGAGUCGAUUAUAGAACAGUUGUCAAAGUUGAUGGUCCAUUAGUUAUUUUGGACAAUGUUAAAUUCCCAAGAUAUGCUGAAAUUGUUAACGUUUGUUUAGGAGAUGGAUCUGUUAGAAAAGGGUAAUUAAAAUAUUGCAUUCUUUUAGAUAAGUUUUGGAAAUUGCUGGUAAGAAAGCAGUCGUACAGAUCUUUGAAGGUACUUCAGGAAUAGAUAAUUUAUAUACACAUUGCGAAUUCACAGGUUCAACACUUUAAAUGCCAAUCUCUGAAGAAAUGCUUGGAAGAGCAUUUAAUGGAUCAGGAGUUCCAAUUGAUAAAGGACCUCCUGUAUUAGCAGAAGAAUUCUUGGAUAUUCAAGGAUAGCCUAUAAAUCCUUUUUCAAGAGUAUAUCCUUAAGAAAUGAUUCAAACAGGUAUCUCUGCUAUAGAUUGUAUGAACUCAAUUGCUAGAGGAUAGAAGAUUCCAUUAUUUUCUGCCAACGGUUUACCACAUAAUGAGAUAGGAGCGUAUAAUACUAUAUAGAUGAUUUUAGUUAAAUUGUGCGUUAAGCCUCAUUAGUCAAAGGAAAAGAUGUACUUGAUCAUUCUGAUGAAAAUUUUGCAGUUGUAUUUGGUGCUAUGGGAGUUAAUAUGGAAACUGCAAGAUUUUUCUAAACAGAUUUUGAAUAAAAUGGUUCUAUGGAAAGAGUCGUUCUAUUUAUGAACUUAGCUAAUGAUCCAACAAUUGAAAGAAUUAUUACUCCAAGAUUGGCAUUAACAACUGCAGAAUAUUUGGCUUAUGAAAAAGAGUUGCAUGUUUUAGUUAUUUUAACAGAUAUGUCAGCUUAUGCAGAUUCCUUAAGAGAAGUAUCUGCAGCUAGAGAAGAAGUUCCAGGAAGACGUUCAUUUCCAGGUUAUUUAUAUACAGAUCUUUCAACUAUUUAUGAAAGAGCAGGCAGAGUAUAAGGUAAAAAUGGAUCAAUUACCUAAAUUCCAAUUUUAACAAUGCCUAAUGAUGAUAUUACACAUCCUAUUCCAGAUCUUACAGGUUAUAUUACUGAAGGUUAAAUUUUUAUUGAUAGACAAUUAAAUAACAAAUAAGUUUACCCACCUAUUAAUGUCUUACCAUCUUUAUCAAGAUUGAUGAAAUCUGCUAUUGGUAAAGGAAUGACUAGAGAAGAUCAUCCAGAAGUAUCUAAUCAAGUAUUUUCAUUUAUAAUAUUUUCUAUAGUUAUAUGCCAAUUAUGCCAUUGGUAAAGAUACAGCAGCCAUGAAAGCUGUUGUAGGAGAAGAAGCUUUAUCAGCUGAAGAUCUAUUGUAUUUAGAAUUUUUAAAGAAAUUUGAAAAUAAUUUCAUCAGUCAAGGAGCUUAUGAAGUUAGAUCCAUUUUCAAAUCUCUAGAUUUAGCUUGGAGAUUGUUAAGAAUCUUUCCUCCUGAAAAAUUAAAGAAAGUAAUCAAUCAUUUAUACCUUUUAGAUUAACAAAAAAAAUCUUGAAACAUAUUAUUACAGAAGAAAGGAAGAUGAAGAUGAUUUUGAUGGACCUUAAUAAUAAUAAGAAAAAUGAUUAUGAUGUAUCAAGUAGAAAUAUGCAG